AUGGCAGAAGAAGCGGUGCUGCCAAAUGUGACCAGCUACAGCAUAUCGAUCAUGGUUAGCCCAUGGCAUCUUGCUUUCCAUCUUCUCGGCAACUCACCAACGAUUGAUGUCAUUGCCUUCAGUGCAGCCCUGCUAGCCUUGGGCGGGAAAUUACCUUCAAUUGGCUCGUGGCCUGGCUUUGCUCCGGAGACCCCAACUCUGGCUCAGUGGCCUCGGGCUUUGGUUCUCUUCGCUCAGCUGGGCUUGCUGGGGCUAAGAGCCGACCAAGCCUUCAUGCACCAGCUCGCCAGCAUCAACCGUGGAAGCCGUGGAAACCGAAGGGUUGGCAGCUGGCAGCACGCAGUUCACGCCGUCCACUCCAUGACUGCCCUGGCCCUGUUGCAGAACGUGAUUAGCUACAACAGUUCAAUCGCAGCCUAUGGGCGCGGAGGACAUUGCAAGCUGGCAGCCAUGCUGCUCCGGCAGAUGAUGGAGGCUCGUAUACGAUCCAAUCUUUUCAGCUACAACAGCGUGAUGUUUGCCCACCAGGAAUGCAACGCCUGGGAGGUAUCCAUGGGCUUGCUUGCACAGGCCUCGCAGGUAUCCCUCGCACCCAAUGCAGUCAGCUUCACCACAGUUAGUUGCUGGAUGGUGGCAUUGGAACUGCUGAAAACUAUGCAUUGCAGGCAGCUCGAGAAGGAUUCCAUCAACUGCAUUUCUUUUGUAACGAACUGUACUCAGGUCUCUGCUUGGAGGUGGGCUCUGGCAUUGUUUCAAGGAGGUCCUGUUGUCAGCACUGAGAUGUGCGGUGCCAUGAUCACCGCUUGCGAGAAACAAAGCUGUUGGAGGCAUGCAUUGGCACUGCUCCGUUCGAUGCGCAAUCCAGACAUGAUCAGCUUUGCCGCCGCUAUCGCGGCCUGCUCUCAUGCCCUGCGGAAAGCUCACCGGACUCGUGAAGGCUGA
Messenger RNA from Symbiodinium natans, 942 nucleotides. The record is from the annotation of a GenBank genome assembly. Lineage: Eukaryota; Dinophyceae; Suessiales; Symbiodiniaceae.